Molecule: messenger RNA, 3453 nt
Organism: Anolis carolinensis (green anole)
Lineage: Eukaryota; Metazoa; Chordata; Lepidosauria; Squamata; Anolidae
Gene: hrh2
Product: histamine receptor H2
Exons: 4
Coding region: 2012-3274 (420 amino acids)
Biological process (GO): G protein-coupled receptor signaling pathway, coupled to cyclic nucleotide second messenger; chemical synaptic transmission; gastric acid secretion
Cellular component (GO): dendrite; plasma membrane
Molecular function (GO): histamine receptor activity; G protein-coupled serotonin receptor activity; neurotransmitter receptor activity
Source: RefSeq, a predicted model, not a curated record
GAUGUUAACUUAUAGCUUGUAACUUAAUUUCCAUAGUCAGGCCCAUUUCUAGCAAACAAAACAAAAAAAACAAAAAACAAAAACGAUUCACUGUAGGACCAAUGAAGAGGAAAUAUGAUAUAGCAUUAAGUCAGACUUUUCAUUUCCAAAAACAAUGAAAGUUGUUUUUCGACCUUAGGCAGUGGUUUUUGAGAACUCAUUCACUUAGCCCACCAUCUAUAUAUAUAAAAGAGUGAUGGAAUCCUGACGACCGACAAAACAACAAAACUACAGGCCCCCCAACCUCGAAAUUUGACAACACAACCCAUCAUCCACGCCUCUAGGUUGAUACAACAAAAAGAAAAGAAAAAUAAAGUCCUAAUUAGAGGGAGAGGAAUAAUUGCUUUUAUCCAAUUGCUGUCAUUUAGAAGGCUAAGCUCUGCCCACUUGGUCUCCUAGCAACCCACUCAGGGGACAGGCAGAGCUAGGCCUCUUCCACACUGCCUAUAAAAUACAGAUUAUCAGAUUUUAACUAGAUUAUAUGGCAGUGUAGACUUAAGGCUCUUCCACAGAGCUAUAUAACCCAUUUAUAAUCUUAUAUUAUCUACUUUGAACUGGAUUAUAUUGACUCCACACUGCCAUAUAAUCCACUUCAGUGUGCAUUUUAUACAGCUGGGUAGAAGAGGCCUCAUAUAAUCCAGUUCUAAGCAGAUAAUAUAAGAUUAUAAAUAUACAGUACAGUAUCACUUAUCCAACAUAACAGGCCGGCAGAACAUUGGAUAAGUGAAUAUUUUGGAUAAUAAGAAGGGAUUCAGGAAAAGCCGAUUAAACAUCAAAUUAGGUCAUCAUUAUACAAAUUAAGCAUCAAAACAUCAUGUUAUACAACAAAUUUGACAUAAAAAGUAGUUCCAUGUGCAGUAAUGCUAUGUAGUAAUUACUGUAUUUACAAAUUUACCACCAAAAUAUCACAAUGAAUUUAAAACACUGACUACAAAAACAUUGACUACUAAAAGGCAUACUGUUUUGGAUAAUCCAGAACAUUGGAUAAGUGAAUGUUGGAUGAGUGAGAUUCUACUAUAAUACGAAAUAAUUACUGUGGUAGAAUAAUACACAACAAUAUAAUCUCUAAAACCAGGACAGUAAAUAAAGAGCAACACUCUGAAAGCAGGGAAAUUGGGAAUUCCACAAAGGAAACAAUCAGGGCCAGCUAACACCUCCCAAGAAAGAAUUCUUCCAGAAAGGAAGCUGACAAUGGAGUGAAGCAGUGUGUAUUACCAAAGUCAUUGCAUGCUGCAAGUGAAACAGAACUUUGAAGGAAGCCCAACCACAACUAUUUCACCAGAUAGUGCUACUCCUUCUAUUACCACCACUUGGCUUUCCUUUACUCUCGUCUCUAAGCAGAUUUUGCCCAAGAAAGAGUCUCCAUCUUGCUUCUCUCCAGUUAUUAUAAUUUACCUUCAAGAUAUGUAAGUGGAGAAAUUGCCUAAGAGUAACACAGCUGGAACUCUACCAUUUCUUUUUUGGCCUGACUUAUGAAACCAAGUACAACUUCUAACGUAUCGCAUCACUUAAUAUGUCCCAAUGAUUACUGUGAAAGCAGGAAAAAGAAGGUGAAGAAAAGGGUGAGACCAAACCAAAAGAACUGGCUAGAACAUAAGAAACAUGAGAGGAAACCUGCUAGAUUGGGAACCCUAACAGAUCCAGCCUGGCAUCUUAUUUCCAAAAGGAACUCUUGGUGGAGCAUUGCAAACAGGAGAGUUUCAAUAUGUUCAGCACAAUAUUUUUCCUGGAUCCUUCCGCAGCAGAAUGAAUGAGAUGAGGACUUGUUUAGACAUACCAGUCUUCCUAUAGAUAUAUGUAUAAUCGGAGAUGGUAUUAGAUUUCUCUUGCUGAGGAAAUGCAUUUUGUCACAUUUUAUAGGGGACAAAUAGAAGAAUGCAGAUAAAUUAGAACCUGACAUAGCAGUUCUUUCCAAGGCAACUGCCAUGUAAAUCUGCAUAAAAUAAAAACGGGAGUUGUGUCUCCUGUCAUCAUGAAUUCUACAAAUGUUACAGACAGUUCUCUCCACCAGGUGCUGAUUGGGAUUACCCUUACAAUCCUUGUGGUUGUGACUGUUUGUGGCAAUGUUAUGGUGUGCCUUGUAGUCUGUUUCAAUCGAAGGCUCCGCAGCCUGACCAACUGCUUCAUUGUCUCCCUGGCCUUCACGGAUCUGCUACUGGGCUUAUUGGUGAUGCCCUUUUCAGCUACAUAUGAGAUCUCUUCCCAUACAUGGUCCAUGGGCAUUACUUGGUGUAAUAUCUACAUCAGCUUAGAUGUCAUGUUGUGCACAGCCUCCAUCCUCAACCUCUUCGUGAUUAGCCUUGACCGCUACUAUGCUAUCACGGCACCUCUCCGCUACCAUUCUGUGGUCACUCCCUUCCGGGCAGGUGUGGCUCUGGUCCUUAUCUGGGUAGUGUCACUCAUGGUCUCCUUCUUGCCCAUUCAUUUGGGCUGGAAUACCAAUAACACAACUAUCCAGAAUACACACGUCAUGGAUAGAAAACAGGAAUGCAUGCUUGAGGUCAAUGCCCUGUAUGUACUAGUGGAUGGCUUGCUUACUUUUUAUCUCCCUUUGGUUGUCAUGUGUAUUACAUACUACCGUAUAUUCAAAAUAGCCAGGGAGCAAGCACAGAGAAUAAACUACACCAGCUGCUGCACAAGCACUAGAAAUGCAUUGCCGACUUUGAAGGAACACAAAGCCACUGUGACCCUUGCUGCUGUGAUGGGAGCCUUCAUUAUCUGCUGGUUUCCUUAUUUUACAGUGUUCAUGUACCGGGGCAUACAGGGUGCAGUAUGUGAAACAUUAAUGACCAUUGUCUUGUGGCUUGGGUAUGCCAAUUCAGCCUUGAACCCUAUCUUGUAUGCUGCACUGAACAGGGACUUCCGGACAGCUUAUCAGCGGUUGCUCCGAUGUAGGAAGGUGGUACCAGACGCCAGGAAAAUACCUCUGAACCAGGAGAUGAGGGACAAAACCUCUAAUCAGACACAGUGUAAACUGGAGGAUAAUUCUCUACAGCUGCAUACAAUGGAUGAAAAGGGAAAUUCUCUUGUCCAAGACAGCUUGGAAAGGAAUCUGAAUCCAGCACGUGAUAAAACCUCAUCUGCUAUCGUAUCAUGCUGCCAAUGCUUCUGGUUGGCUAAGAUCCUUCCCAAGAGGGUUGUGUGGAUCCCAGUAUUUGAGGAGCCAGGAGCAAAUGGCCAGAACACAAGACAAUCCUCUGCACAGCAAAGAGUUAUCUACUGUGUUGUCUCCUGAGUUAAAACCUGCUUUCUCAUAGAGUCACAUAUGGAGAUUAAGGAGCCAUGAUGGAUUUGUUUUUUCAGAGGCUGCACCCAUAUUAUAGUAGUUUAAACAAAUAAGUUCUGAUGUGGGCUCACUAUUCAAGCUUUGGGAUAUUGCUUUAAGACUCCUGAUUAUACUGUAUGGUGUGUGUU